This is a messenger RNA of Phlebotomus papatasi, 2830 nucleotides long. RefSeq lists its product as uncharacterized. Bases 140 to 2626 code for a protein of 828 amino acids. The transcript is spliced from 8 exons. NCBI's taxonomy places the organism in Eukaryota, Metazoa, Arthropoda, Insecta, Diptera, Psychodidae. The record is from RefSeq and is a predicted model, not a curated record. Gene Ontology annotation, molecular function: dopamine receptor binding.
ACCCAAAACUUUUUCUCAAAAGUGAAGUUUUCACCUAAAAAUUCGCUGCAGGUUCUUGGCUUUUGUGCAUGAAAAUUUGCAAAUUUGUGUAGCAAAAACAUCUUUACGCCGUCUUUGAGUUCACCUCGAGGCAGGUCCAAUGGCCGAUGACGAGGCCUCCUGGGGUGGUGGCGAUAGCGUGAGACACCCCCAGGCUUAUGGUUUCCUGGAAGAUGAUACGAUCAGGCAUCCUCCGGCCUAUGGGUACAUGGGGACGCAUCAGAUGCAUUCGGUGCAUCCUGUGAUGCCCAAUGCACCACAAAAUGCUGCUGCCCAUGUGGCGCCUGAGGACAAUUUCACGGUUCUGUCCAUGGGACACGGGAGCUACUUGCGCCUGUACCACAACAACAAGGAUGAGGCUGCCAAGUACAACAACUACGAACUGUUUUCCGGAUCCACCCUCCAUCCCACUGCGCCUAAUCCCGCUUUUCAGGCGGCACCAGGGAUGUCAAGGAGUGUUGAUGGGACUCCUAAGGAAGCCACCUACUCCACCAAUAUGUUCCUGAAUCAGUUAGUUGGAAAUUGGGCGCCCAAUGUUUCUGGCACUUAUACGCCCUUUGGUGAAGUUGUGGAUCAGGCUGAAGAUCCCUCCGUUGUGACGCAGCGCUUGAGUGUUGGCCAGACACGUGGAGGAGCUGAGAUGGUGGUCAGUGGGCCGGAAACGGUGGCGAAACCGUUUGAGAUCAAUCGACCGGCACCACUGACGGAGAAUGGCCAGAGUGUUCAUUCGCGUGAUGCGAAGAAGCCUCGCAUGGUGGCUGAAGUGAAACCCAUGCGAAUGACUUACUCGGACGUCUUGAGCAAGAAUGUCGCCAUCACUGCCACGUCCAGUGCCACUUCCACAAACUCAUCAGUUCAGACGGCCUCGAAGGCGGCGGCGGCUGUUGGGGACAAGGGCAAGGGACUGGACAAAAAGCCCAAUCAUGGGCAAGAAGAAAAGCCCACCAAGGCUAAGAAAAAUGCUAACUCCACCCCACCGCCCGUUAGAGCCGAAGAUCGUGCCCAGGUGGCUCCACAGGCUGCUUCUGUCAAGGAUACAGCCUCGCAGAGCGCCUCAGAUGACAGUCACUCCAAGGAGCCCAAGAAGGAAUCCAAGAUGGCAAAGAAGAAGAGCUCCAAGGCUGGCCAGAAAAAUAGCAAACCCAACGGAAAUCGAAAACAGAAAAAUUCCAAGUACAACCAUUUGUCAGACAACAAUGAGGACGAGAUGGAUGAUGAUGCUGCUGACGAGACGGAUCAGAUGGGCUUCUUCUACAACGUGGCUAAAACGAAUAGCAUCAAUGAUGCCAGCUACUCGGAGAAGGUCAACAAAACGGUACUGAUGAGCACGAAAUCACGCUCCAGGAAUUCAGGAUCGGCCAGUAGAAUGUCAUCGAAUAGGAAUCGCGGCGAGAGCAAUGCUAUUUACACGUCCAGGCGCAGUGCCAGGCAGAAGAAGAAUGACAAGUAUGCCUUUGUGCUGCGAAUGCUGGGACUGUGGUUGGAUUAUCUGCUGAAGGCUCUGCUGUGGCUGGUGUCACUGAUCACGGACAUUGUUUGGCUGAGUUAUGGGAUUGUGUGGGACAAAAUGUGCUCCAGCUAUGCUUUUGUGCGCCAACACUACAAAACCGUGUGCAAAGAAGUGAAGAGUAGUGCAAAUCUCCACAGACGCUUCCUCACCUAUGUGGACAGGAAGUUCGUGAAGAACUCCAGAUGGGCAUUUUGGAGGCGUCUGUUCCGGCGUCAGCCGCCCCUUGAGGCGUCCGGACUGGGACCGGGCGGAGCGGCUGGGCAGGAAUUCUACAAAAACGGAAGACUUCCACAGACUGGCGAAGAGGCAAUGUACUCAUUGCUGAAUUGCAAAGGGAAGGAUGCCUACAGUAUCCUGGGAGUCAGUCAGGAUUGUUCGCAGGAGCAAAUCAGGAAGCACUACAAGAAGAUUGCCGUACUGGUGCAUCCGGACAAAAAUAAACAACCAGGAGCUGAGGAGGCCUUUAAAGUUCUUCAGAGGGCAUUUGAACUUAUUGGCGAACCGGAGAACAGACAAGCUUACGAGCGAAAUCUGGCCGAAGCAUUGAAUGCUGAGAAAGCCUGGACGGAGUUAAAUGAUCUUCUGACUCAGCUUCAUGCGAAAAUUGCUGAAGCUGCCAAUACAAUUCGCUGCAGCAGUUGUGGCUUGAGGCAUCCACGGAAACCGACCGGACGUCCUCACUAUGCGGCCAGAGAGUGCAACUCAUGCAAAAUUCGUCACUCAGCCAGAGAGGGAGACAUUUGGGCUGAGACGAGCUUCAUGGGGAUCUGUUGGAAGUACUUGGCACUGAUGGAGGGGAAUGUGUACGAUAUCACAGAAUGGGCCAACUGCCAGAAGGGUGCACUGUCGCAUCUGCAGCCCAAUUCACAUUCUGUCCAAUAUAGGAUUGUCCUGGGGAAUCAGCAGCAGCAGCAGCAGCAACAGCAACAGACGGGAAAUGGUGGAGUGGACAAGAAGGAGGCCAAGAAAGAAUCACAAUUCAGUCGUCCGAGCCUAGAUGAUUUCCUGACAAAUCUCUAUGGUGGACCAAAUCAACAAUCUCAAUUCUCGUCGAAGCGCCGGACAAAGAAGAAUUAAGAAUGUGCUCUGCAUUUUUUCCGAUUUUAUUUUUCCUAAUCGUUUUCGCUUCUUCUGGACACCGUGGUCGUGAGUCCACACGAAAACAAAUGAAAUAGUAGAUUAAUCGCCCGAGAGAUCAUUUUGACUUUUAGCAAACCGAUACUAACGCAAAAAAAUCAACUUUUGAGUUAUUCACUCUAUUAAAGAAAAUUGAAUAACGCA